Rhagoletis zephyria (snowberry fruit fly) is the source of this 2022-nucleotide messenger RNA. Lineage: Eukaryota; Metazoa; Arthropoda; Insecta; Diptera; Tephritidae. The record is from RefSeq and is a predicted model, not a curated record.
AUGGCUGCCUUGCUUAAGUGCCUUCAAUUCGGAAUUCCCCUAGACCCUUUACCGAGUCAUAGCGGCCGUGACGAAAGAGUAGCGCACGCACCAAACAGGGUUCACCAUUUGGCACCAAAUGAAUUUGAUUUGGCGGUUAAGAAUGCUCUGCGAUACUUUCCACCUAAGCACCACGCUCUUCUGGAGAAGGAAUUCCGCUCUGAGCUGACAAACUAUGGACACAUUUACAUGUAUCGCUUCUUGCCACAGUUCGAAAUUAAAGCCUACCCAAUUGACUGCUACCCGGCGAAAUGCAGCGAAGCAGCAAGCAUCAUGCUUAUGAUCAUGAACAAUCUCGAUAAAGAGGUGGCACAGUUUCCACAAGAGCUGGUCACCUACGGCGGCAAUGGACAGGUCUUCUCCAACUGGGCUCAAUUCUGGCUGACAAUGCAGCACCUCUCCGCCUUGACACGAGAGCAGACACUGGUGAUGAACUCCGGGCACCCGUUGGGUCGCUACCCGAGCCUGAGCUCCAGUUCUCGAAUGAUCAUUUCCAAUGGCAACAUGGUGCCCAACUAUUCGAGCCGUGAACACUACGAUCGCUACUUUGCUCUGGGCGUAACCAUGUACGGACAGAUGACGGCAGGCAGUUUCUGCUACAUUGGACCGCAAGGCAUAGUGCACGGAACGACCAUUACAAUUCUCAAUGCGGCGCGCAAGUACCUCAAUACUGACAACCUGGCCGGUAAAGUGUUCGUUUCCUCGGGACUUGGCGGAAUGAGCGGUGCCCAGCCAAAGGCAGCAGUCAUUUGCGGCUGCGUUUCGGUGAUCGCCGAAGUGAGCCUAGCAGCACUGACCAAGAGGAAAAAUCAGGGAUGGCUAAUGGAGAUAAUCGACGACCUGAAUGUGCUCAUUGAACGAAUCAAGGUGGCCAAGCAAAAUCAAGAAGUGGUUAGCAUUGGCUUUCACGGCAACAUUGUACACCUGUGGGAGCGACUGGCACUUGAACAUAAAAAUAGCAAGGAGUUGCUCGUUGAGCUAGGCUCCGAUCAGACGUCCUGCCACUGUCCCUUCACAGGUGGAUAUUAUCCGGCUGAUUUGAGCUAUGAAAAUGCAAACGCACUCCUCAAGAGCGACCCAGAUAAGUUCAAGCGACUAUGCCAGGCAAGUUUGGUGCGACAAGUGAACGCAAUCAACUAUCUCGCCGAAAACGGACUCAACUUUUGGGACUACGGAAAUGCAUUUCUCCUGGAAGCCCACCGAGCUGGUGCAAACUUGAGCCCUCAUAAAACUGCUUUUGGCCUUACAUUCCGCUAUCCAUCAUAUGUACAACACAUUAUGGGGGACAUUUUUUCGCUUGGCUUUGGGCCCUUCCGAUGGGUUUGCACUUCAGCAAAUGAAAAAGACCUGCAAACAACUGACCAAAUUGCCUUAAAUGUUAUGCAAAAGCUUUGCGAACGCGAAGGAAUUGAUGAAGAGGUUAAAAAGAAUUACAUUGACAACAUAAAGUGGAUACGAAAUGCUCAUGAUCACCGACUGGUCGUCGGCUCUCAGGCUCGCAUUUUGUACUCCAACCAUGAGGGUCGAGUCAAAUUGGCAGUUGCCUUCAAUGAAGCGGUACGCAAAGGAGAACUUAAAGGACCGGUUGUGAUUUCUCGAGAUCAUCACGAUGUGAGUGGAGCUGACAGUCCGUUUAGAGAGACUUCAAAUGUCUACGACGGAUCAGCAUUCACCGCGGACAUGGCAAUCACUACAGCAAUCGGAAAUGCCACUAGAGGAGCUACUUGGGUGGCCAUUCACAACGGAGGAGGAGUUGGCUUUGGAGAAGCGGUUAAUUGCGGAUUUGGCAUGCUUUUGGACGGCUCCAAUGAGGCGCAAGAAAAAGCCGCCAACAUUUUGUUCUGGGAUGUUACGAACGGAAUCAGCAGAAGAAGCUGGAGCGGCAACGCGAAUGCCAUCAAAACCAUUACAGAGAUACAAAAGAAUAAUGGUAACAUCAGUGUUAACGUACCUUCGGAAAGCUUAUUUUCGCCAGACACAUAA